CACGAGGCAAGGCAUACGAAAUAUAAACUAUAUUGUUGUGAGUCUUGUGGAAAGCAAUUGUCAUCGAAAGAAAAAUUGCAAUUGCAUCACCGAAUGGUUCACGAAAAAGAACGUCCAUUCAAAUGUACCGUUUGCGACCUGAGGUGCAGCUAUGCUAGACAGCUUCGGGUUCACAUGAACACUCACACUGGCGAAAAACCGCAUCAAUGUUAUUUUUGCGAUCGUAAAUAUAGCAAUUUUAGCGAUUUAAAGGAGCAUCUAAGCAAGCAUAUCGGUGACAAAAUUUAUCCUUGUUAUCGCUGUAAGGCGUCUUUCAAGCUGAAGUCAGAGCUACGUGAUCAUUGCGAAGAACACUUCCAGGGAGCUUCUCCAUCGAUGCUCCCAACAGAAGGUGAUUUUCGGUUUGCACUUAAUUAUCUGUUAAGCUUACGAUACCCCAAAUAA
This is a messenger RNA of Anopheles cruzii, 444 nucleotides long. Its product is annotated as protein krueppel-like. NCBI's taxonomy places the organism in Eukaryota, Metazoa, Arthropoda, Insecta, Diptera, Culicidae. The coding region runs from base 94 to 444 and encodes 116 amino acids. The transcript is spliced from 3 exons. Gene Ontology annotation, molecular function: RNA polymerase II cis-regulatory region sequence-specific DNA binding; DNA-binding transcription factor activity, RNA polymerase II-specific. The record is from RefSeq and is a predicted model, not a curated record. Gene Ontology annotation, biological process: regulation of DNA-templated transcription.